Molecule: messenger RNA, 2079 nt
Organism: Vombatus ursinus (common wombat)
Lineage: Eukaryota; Metazoa; Chordata; Mammalia; Diprotodontia; Vombatidae
Gene: LRP5L
Product: LDL receptor related protein 5 like
Exons: 9
Coding region: 202-2079 (625 amino acids)
Source: RefSeq, a predicted model, not a curated record
GCGCACGCUGGGGCAGUCGAGCUGCACCGGGAAUCCGGCAGCGGGGCGCACGAGUCGGCGCCGCAGCGGUCACAGGAGCCAGAGCGGGAGUGGGCGCCCGAGCAGGAACCGGCCGGCCCGCCCGGGGGGACGCGCGGACGCCUGGGUCCCUGCGGGCCGCGCCAUGGAGCCCGAGUGAGGCGGCCGGGCCGGGGCCGGACUAUGGAGGCUCUGCUGACGCUGCUGGCCCUCUGCAGCCACUUGGCUCCAGCCGGAGCCUCCCCGCUCCUGCUCUUUGCCAACCGCCGGGACGUGAGGCUGGUGGACGCUGGAGGAGCCAAGUUGGAAUCCAGCAUUGUGGUGAGCGGCCUGGAGGACGCGGCGGCUGUGGACUUCCAGUACUCCCAGGGUGUCAUUUACUGGACGGAUGUGAGUGAAGAAGCCAUCAAGCAAACAUACUUUAACCAGUCAGGGAGCGCGGUGCAGAACGUCAUCAUCUCCGGCCUGGUGUCCCCCGAUGGCUUGGCGUGUGAUUGGAUCGGGAAGAAGCUCUACUGGACAGACUCGGAGACCAAUCGAAUCGAGGUGGCCGAUCUCAAUGGAACCUCGAGAAAAGUCCUUUUCUGGCAAGAUCUGGACCAGCCGCGGGCCAUCGCGCUGGACCCUGCUCACGGGUACAUGUAUUGGACAGACUGGGGUGAAACCCCCCGGAUAGAACGUGCGGGGAUGGACAGCAGCACGAGGAAAAUCAUUGUUGAUUCCGACAUUUACUGGCCCAAUGGCCUCACGAUCGACCUUGAGGAGCAGAAGCUUUACUGGGCAGAUGCAAAGCUGAGUUUUAUCCACCGAGCCAACUUGGAUGGCUCCUUCAGGCAAAAAGUGGUGGAAGGCAGCUUGACCCACCCCUUUGCGCUGACCCUCUCAGGGGACACCCUCUACUGGACGGACUGGCAGACACGCUCCAUUCAUGCCUGCAAUAAGAGAACUGGGGAAAAGAGGCGAGAGAUCCUCGGCGCCCUGUACUCUCCCAUGGACAUCCAAGUGUUAAGCCAGGACAGGCAGCCCUAUUUCCAUACCCCUUGUGAGGAGGACAACGGCGGCUGCUCCCACCUGUGCCUGCUGUCUCCGCGAGAGCCUUUCUAUACCUGCGCCUGCCCCACGGGGGUGCAGCUAGAGGACAAUGGCAAGACCUGUAAGGCAGGUGCCGAGGAGGUCCUGCUGCUCGCCCGGCGGACGGAUUUGCGCCGGAUCUCCCUGGACAUGCCGGACUUCACGGACAUCAUUCUGCACAUCGACGACAUCAGGCACGCCAUCGCCAUUGACUAUGACCCUGUGGAGCGCUAUGUCUACUGGACGGACGAUGACGUGAGGGCCAUCCGCCGCGCCUACCUGGACGGCUCUGGGGCCCAGACCUUGGUCAACACGGAGAUCACCGACCCGGAUGGCAUUGCCGUGGACUGGGUGGCCAGGAAUCUCUACUGGACCGACACGGGCACAGAUCGCAUCGAGGUGACGCGGCUGAAUGGGACCUCCAGGAAGAUUCUUAUCUCUGAGAACUUGGAUGAGCCUCGGGCCAUCGUUCUGAACCCAGUGAUGGGCUACAUGUAUUGGACAGACUGGGGUGAAAACCCCAAAAUCGAAUGCGCCCAUCUGGAUGGACAGGCCAGAAGAGUCCUGGUGAACACGUCUCUUGGGUGGCCCAAUGGCCUGGCGCUGGACCUGCAGGAGGGCAAGCUUUACUGGGGAGACGCCAAGACAGACAAGAUUGAGGUGAGUCACUCCUCGAGUGUCGGCUUCCUGCCUCCAGCCGACAGUGCUGUCUCCCUCCUCCCACGUGCCCUGGGCGUUUCCUCUGCAAGAAUCAUGCGCUCAUGUCCUCGUCCGUAUUAUACUUAUUUAUAUGAGGAAGUUGAGGCCCAAAGAAAGCACAUGAUUUGGUCAAGGUCCGGCCGGCUAGGCUUUAAAGUCCUGGCUGGUGACGACGACAACGUGGGACUCUGUGUGGCGACCGUGGAAGGGCUGCCCCUCUGGAGCCAGAGGAGAGAGAAGUGGUCCCUGGGGCUUUGUCCCCCGAGGAAGCCCACAGUGUCCCCCCUCUGA